UAGCGAGACUGCAUUUUAUUCGUAUUUGAUUUAUGUUGGUUGUUGAUGUACCAACUCCAAUUUUUUUUCGUUUUCCUUUUUGGCUCAAUAGGUAUCGCCUACCUUAUAUCAGUGUAUAAGUGGUAUAUAAGUGGCCUGAGAUUGCGCCGUUUGAUUAACGAUAAAAGUUUGAGCGUGUGUGGUUUGAGUGGGAGACUGGAUUUUUUAUUGAGUUUGAAUGAAUUUUUUAUGUGAACGGGUGCGUGCUCAAAUAUUGUCGGCUUUGCUACUUCCUCGUAAUUUUUGUUCCGAGACUUAUUAGUGUUCAUUGUCUUACCUGGAAUUUUUUUGUUAUAAUAUUUUCAUUGUAAGGCAGAAUGAGAUAAACCUAUGAAAAUUUUCAAAGAUUCUUCUGAAGCAGCUGCAACUGCUGCUGGGCACUUCUUGAAUUUACUUUGUUUUCGCUUGACUUCUUUAGUCCCCGUUGCCGAAAAACAGUCUUGAAUCAUUUUCAAUAGUUGAAAGGACGGUGAUUCAAUGUUUUGGACGGUGAUUGGGACAACUUACGGCCUCUUAGCCCACAUUCUAUUCAGUACUAAGUUGAAUUAUACUGACAAAGACGGCAAAAACCAUGUGUUUUGCUGUCUUUCUAUAUUUCAGUUUUUGAAACCAGAAAUUCUAUAAGCUUCGACUGAUAUUGCGUUUAUUUGAAAGGGUUUUGUUUGAGUGUAUUUUGAGAGUUGGAUGCACAGCUAAAAACAUAGCUGCUUUCCUUAAACAGCACAUAAAAGGAUUGCUGCUGCUGCCUUGGUAACUAAGCAGUUGGUAAAUUUCCUUAAAUAAUCGAAAAUACGUUUGACAAAUAUCGAUAAUGGAGGCAAGGAAACAUCGGAAGAAGCAAGAGGCAGUGAACCUUCUAGCCUCCUCGGGCGGAUGCAAUUAUUCCCCCGCGCUUACCCACACGUUUUUGUUGACAUAAAGCAGCUAUUUUUGGAAAACUGCUUCCUAUGAAUUGUUUUUGCUGAUAAAACAACGUUGUUUUGAUUCUCGUUUUUUUUUUCAUGACUUCCCUUUUGCACUCUUUCAAUCUACCUUUUUAACAGGCGUUUUCAAUAUUCUCAUUUGAAGCUACUUAUUAUUAUUUUUUCAGUUUCCCUCUUUCCUAGAAAAAGCGUUGGCUGAGUCUGCAGGUGCUGAAGACGGCUUGCAUAUUGGGUAAAAUGGUUGUCUAAUUUGUUCGUUAAUUUGGUUUAAAUUCGAGUUAUUCUCAUUAUUAAAUUGGUUUCUGCCAUUAAUGUGUAACAUUUUUAAGUGAUUCCAUUAGGUCUGCUAGUGACUGAAAAAGUGAACCAAAAAGAUUUAACGUUAUCCGCUGCAGCUGCAGGGAGUUUGCUUGAAUCAAUUAUGGUAAAUCCCUCUGUCGAUUAAUUCCGUUUAAGCUAGGUGACAUUGAUUUUUCUUUGAUGCAACCAGAAUUUUAGUUGAACUCAAUUUAUGAAAUUUGACAUUUCGAAAAAAAAAUUCUGUUAAUUUCAAGCGAGUAUUACUUGCAGAACAGCGCUCAAAGAACAGUAUUGUUUUCAGUUCAUUUCAGUUUCGGAAAUUACAGAUUGCUUUUCGGCUUUAUUGCCAUACUUGUGUUCAAUUUAAAAAAAUCAGAUGAGUUUUUUUAAACGAUGAAGGUUGAAGAAAUUGAGUCUGCGACUUCUAGCAAUCCUUUUUUAAACGGAGGGAGUACUGCAAACUCGAAAAGUAACACUGACUCGUCACAGUCUACAAGUAUUAAGUGGCCGGUACCUUCUCCUUGUGAGCCUCAUGCAAACAGUGACCACAAAAUGAAAUCAGAAGUGAAUCUUACUCCGCAUGAAACAACUAACAACAGUGAAACUACUGUAAGCGUUGUUAACGGUGGUAGUGUUAGUGUAGCAAUGGUUCGUCAAGAUAGAAGCAUUAUUUCAGAAGAUAGUUAUCAAAACUUGAAUGGCGACGCGGAUGAUGACGAACAUGAGGAAGGUCCAAUUAGCCCGCAAACUUGUCAUAACACGAUGCUCUUGGCAGAGUGCAGCUUGUCAGCCAUUACACAGUUGCUCGUCACCAGGAGCGAAUCAGGCAUUUUCUACACGAAUGUUGGAAAUGAAGUCCUGGUUUGCACAUUGCCAUCCGCGUCCAGCUCACACCUUGAAAAACGAAUCGAAGAAUCAGCUUCAAAUAAAUCGCCUGAACAAACGAAGAAAUCAAACGACAAAUUCUCUAAAUUCGAAGACAAAUACCUGUUCGAGUCUCCGGCACAUCCACAUGCAAUUUGCGAACAAGCUCUGGGAAACUUGAGGCGACAUUUUAAACACACUACAGUUAGUUUCUAUGGAUCAUCUCAUCGUGGCCGAGAACUGGCCAUAAAUGACUUCUAUGAAUAUUUAUUCACACAUGCCAACAAGUUCAACCGAUCUGACUCAGAGCUGAUGCUGCUUAAGAUAGAGUCUUGUCUGAAAGUACUUGACCUUUUCAAAAACACCCGUAAUAGUAGGAACGAGGAAAUAAGUAACGCGCUCACAGACUUGGAGCUUAUUUUCGAUGCUACCUGCAGUCCAAUUGGAGCGAAGAUCAACAGUCUGUUGAUCGGGUCUUGGAAGAGUUCGAACGAGGCCACAAUGGACGUGGAGACCAACUUCCUGGUGUUUUAUUUUGUGUUGGAAAAUUGUGAGAAGAUGAGAUGGGACGACUCGAGUUUGGAAGCUGAUUUUGACAAGUUCAAGUUGACGGCGUUGUCUAACAAGCACUCAUCCAAUAUCAACUUGUUGGCUGACACUUGUCAGCAUGCUGAACUUGUUCACUGCCUACAUACAAUUGGUCUCCGUGACCGUGAAAUUGACCAAUUGUGGAGUGUGAUCGCGGCUCUCAUUCUGUUGGGGCAGGUGGACUUUGAGCUGGAUGAGUUCCAGAAGUCCAAACCCACAGACUCUGCCAUCAUAGCCUCCAUAGCCGAGUUCCUCUGUUUGAAGCCGGAACAAGUCAACAGAUUUCUCUGUUACAGGGUCGAAAGUGGCUUAGAAAGGAACGAAGUGCACUUGACCGUUGAGCAAGCUCGUGAGGAGCUGCCAAACACGAUCGAGUGUCUGUAUGAGAAGACGUUCACGUGGGUGGUGGAAAAGUUCAACAGCUGCCUGUCUGUGAAGAUGCCCAGAGCGGAGUUUGGAGCACUUGUCACCCUCAAUGUUAUUGACUGUCCUGCCUUUAAAGACCGAGACGUGAAUGGACUGGCGGAAUUGUGUGCGAACUACUGCAAUGAAGCCAUGCACUUGCAGUUCCUACAGAGCACAGUUGCCAAGAACCAACACCUCUACGAGAAGGACGGACUAGAGUGGCAGCCAAUCAGAUUUGAGAGCAACCGUGCCACGGUAGAUCUGAUUGGACAGCCGUUCAAGGGCAUGCUCUCCAUACUGGACGAAGGAAACAUAGCUGCUGGUUUUGUGACCGACCGCUCCUUCUACAGGUCUGUGAAGGCGAAGUUAAGUGACAACAAGUUUUUCCUCAACCACACUCCUCACAACACACGACACUGCACUUUCAAGAUCAAACACAGCUGGGGACAAGUGUUGUACACAGUGGAUGGUUUUCUGCACCAUAAUUCUGCUAAGCAUCAACCAGACCUGAAAGACAUUCUGUUAAAUUCAUCGCAGAACUUCGUUGCCAGAGAGAGUUUCGAACUGAGUUCAUUUGGGAACCUGCUGAAAGUGGACUACUUUCGAUCUGUCAUGUCCCCUAUGACCAAAUCGACCAUGGGCCAGGAGAGGUAUAAGACUAAUGCAUUGAUGGACACUUUGGCUUCGAAGCUCAAGUUGUUCACUAAUCAGAUCUGCAAAUCGAUUGACAGUAAGGACUCCUACUUCGUAUGCUGCUUUGAUCCCAGGAUAUCCCAGUCGAACAGUUCAGACCAAUUCGAGAGCAUGGCGGACGUGGCUGCGAGAGCGUGUCUAGAGGAGAUCACUCUCAAGUGCCAGAAGGGAUUCAUUCUCAGCAUGCCUCUGGACUCAUUCCUCGCUAGAUACAAGAUGCUCACACAGUACACCUGGCCCAACUUCAGGGGCAAAGGAAAUCUAGAGGCUAUCAAGGUAAUGUUGCAUCUGCUUGGCCUGGUUGAGAACUGCAAGUUUGGCAAAGAGAUGAUCCACAUUCAUACGAUGGAGGCCUACUCUCAGCUGGAAACGAUGCGAGAGACCCUGGUAGUUGCCAUCGUGCGUCUCAUCCAGAAAAUGUGGCGAGGCUCUCUUGCCCGCCAAAGAUACCGACUGUUCUAUGCCAUGUUCAGAAUAGUGAGGAAGUUUAGAGCCUGGAAGUUCAAGAUGUAUCUGCAGAGUUUGGUGAAGGACUUUGGAGCUGUUAGAGACAUGAGGGACUACGGGAAGACUUUGAGGUGGCCGGUGGCUCCCUUUGCGCUGAAUAAGUUCCACUCCAAGUUGCAGCACACAUUUCUGCGAUGGCGGCUGCGACAGAGGCUGAACUCUGUGCCGGAGGAAGAGUGGAGUGAGAUCAAGUUGAAGAUUGUGGCCAUGGAGGUCCUCUCCCCCAUCCGCAUUGACCUCGCCCUCAACAGACGCUGGCAGGCCAACUACCUCGGUCUGCCGACGGAACACGACGAGGCUUUGCGUUACUUGUCUGCAGCCAGUGAGGUUCUGAAAAGUGACAUGUCCACUGAGAUUCUGUUCUCCUGUCUGGCCAGGAAAGUGAGCAAGAGAGGCAAAGCACCCAUCAGAGCAUUCCUCUUCACAGACCACUACAUCUACAAGUUCGACCACAAGGACCACUUCAAAUUGAAGAAGAGCUGGGACCUUAAACAGGUAUGUGGGAUCUCCAUCACACGUGGGCCGGACCAGCUCAUAGCUCUACACACAAAGAACCUGUGCGACAUCGUGUUGUGUCUUUACGACUGCAAACUGGAGAACAGAAUCCCGGAACUGGUGGCCCACUUGUGCACUGCAUUCAGAAAGGCAGAGAAGGAAAACAAUCAGCCGCAUGAGUUGAAGGUCUCCAUCGAUCCCAACAUUAAAGGCGUCAAGUGCAUGUUGAAUGAAGUGACGUACCAAGUGCUGGUAGCAAGAACUGAUGACUCGAAGCCCAGCUUCUACAAAGAACAUGGAAAAAGACAAUGGACUCUUUUUUGGCCAGCAUCAGCGGACUGAGUUGAAGUUCCUUGCCUUGUGAUAGCGGAUAAAUAGUUUUAAUCCACUUGCUCUAGUUUGUAAUGGUCUCUUCUUUAUUCAACCCAAACGCUUCUGCCGUCUACAUUUUCCCAAUGCUGAUGUAGCUAUUUGAUCUCAUGAAAUGAUGAUUGUUAAACUUUCAGUUCAAAU
This is a messenger RNA of Symsagittifera roscoffensis, 5327 nucleotides long. RefSeq names its product unconventional myosin-Id-like. The record is from RefSeq and is a predicted model, not a curated record. Gene Ontology annotation, molecular function: microfilament motor activity; actin filament binding; ATP binding. Gene Ontology annotation, biological process: actin filament organization; vesicle transport along actin filament. The transcript has 13 exons. Gene Ontology annotation, cellular component: microvillus; actin cytoskeleton; cytoplasm. Lineage: Eukaryota; Metazoa; Xenacoelomorpha; Acoela; Convolutidae. Bases 1656 to 5156 code for a protein of 1166 amino acids.